GUUCAUUACUGGAAUGCGCACAUCGAAAAUAUAAACAGGUAAACAGGAAGAGUGAGUCAAAUACUGUAUAAGGAAAAGAAGUCUCAACACUAAGAUCAAGUAAACAGAUGGAUAUUCCUUCACAUUUUGCUGCCGUUAAUACCACAUCCCCGCACCCCUCCUACAACAAGAACAAUGGGCUGGUUCUUUCUGAAAACAUUCCCGCCACUCAACCAACCUUACACACAGAGGGCACAUCGCCACCUAUCUACAAGGAGACAAGUUCUGCACCUGCAGACACGUUUCAGCAGUCACCAAGAAGAGCUCAAGCAAACCAGUUUUCAAGUGAAGCUCAAGCAAACCCAUUUCCAGUCCUCAAUGUGCACAAAAUUACGAUGGUCAACCACAGCGAGCAAGUGUUUAUACAGCAGAUAGUGAGGAAUGAAGCUCCUCCGGUUACUGUGGUUCAGCCACAGCAUUUUGCUAUUACAUGGGGUAGGAGACCGACAGCGACUGUUUGUCAAUACUGUCAAAAAAACAUCCUGACUGUUGUUAAAUAUAAACCUGGUUGGGCUGCAUGGUGCAUGUGCCUCCGAUUAUCUCUACGUGGGCUCAUUUGUGGAUUUUGCUUCAUUCCUUUAUGUAUCAAGAGCUUACAAGAUGCCCAUCAUUCCUGUCCUUAUUGCCACAAGCACUUAGGAACCUAUACCCAGUAAUGAACAAAUUGUCUUUAUAUGUACCUGUUACAAGCCUCUAACACACGUAAUCUAUAUUGCAAUCAUUAUAUACAUAUCUUAUGAAAAUAUAUCUUUCACCACAGCAAAAGACAAACAAACAAAUAAAAAAAAAACAGGACACACAGCAAAAUGCCCGGUGUUAAAUGAACACUGCUGGCUGUAUGACUUCAUCUUUCAGAGUGUUCAAAAGUAACAAUGAAGCAGUUUUAAAAGCUGCGGUCUGUAACAUUUGUCAUUUUUACCAGGACUGUAUAUAUGUAUUACAGUUGCAUUAACUGAAUAAUAUUAAUGCGAAUAAAAUUUAAUUGUCAAAUAAAAAAUAGUCAAAGUUUCAGGCUGGUGCAGAUAGCAGAGAGAUUAUUGAGAACAAGAAUGUGAAGCUUUAGCUAGAAAGAAGAAUAUGAAAAAGUUUUAGAUUGACUUUAGUGACAUUAUAGUUAUUGUAAGUUUUUACUUGUUAUUGUAUUAUAUUGUAUUGUAUUGUAUUGUAUAUUGUAUUAUUUUUUUUAUUGAUACAUAAAACGUAUUUCAGUUUUCUAAUAUAUAUUGUAGCGUAGUGUUGUGUAAUGAUCACAUGACAUGCAGAUUAAAUGAAGAAUUUUUUUGUCAGUAAGUUUUUUAUUUAGAUUUUUUUAUUUUAAAAUGAUUUAUUUACAUUUUUAUGUACAUUUAAUUGUGAUAAGAACAUGGCA
This is a messenger RNA of Paramisgurnus dabryanus, 1408 nucleotides long. RefSeq names its product lipopolysaccharide-induced tumor necrosis factor-alpha factor homolog. NCBI's taxonomy places the organism in Eukaryota, Metazoa, Chordata, Actinopteri, Cypriniformes, Cobitidae. The record is from RefSeq and is a predicted model, not a curated record. Gene Ontology annotation, molecular function: zinc ion binding.